Molecule: messenger RNA, 609 nt
Organism: Tarenaya hassleriana
Lineage: Eukaryota; Viridiplantae; Streptophyta; Magnoliopsida; Brassicales; Cleomaceae
Product: serine/arginine-rich splicing factor SR45-like
Exons: 1
Coding region: 1-609 (202 amino acids)
Source: RefSeq, a predicted model, not a curated record
AUGAGUACACACGAAGCCUCCAAUGAGGGAGCUAAUGUUGAGUCGAGUGAGGGCGCUAUAUUUAGGUCCCUCCAACAGAUCAUAGAUAGGUUGGCACGACUAGAAGAUAAUAGACCUCCUGCACCUCCCGAACUUCGCCCUAGAGAACCGCUAGCUCGUCCUAGACGAAACCGAGACCCUAAUCCCGAAUCCCUUAGUGACGACGAGAGUGAUGUAGGACCACGACAUAGACCAAGAGAGAGGGUUGUCGAGGAGAUAACCGAUCAUGAGGAUUACCAUAGACGUAGAGCCCCUACACCGAGAGAGAGGGUAGUAGAAGAAAUCGUUGAACGGAGAUACCCUCCUAGACGUAGAGGCCAUAGGCCCCGGGCUCGAGUUUCCGACGAGGAGUCAGAAUACGACGAUCCACCGCUUAGACCCCUUAGACCAAGAGAUAGGAUACGUGAGGAUGGGUCUGAUGCUAGUGAAACACCAGGACUUAGGGAACACCCUCAUCCUAGAGCAAGACCACCUAGGUGGGCCGACGUUGUCGAGGAAGAAGGAGAGCAUGAACACCGACAACAUGGGAGACAAGGUGAUACACGCACGGAGCCAAGGAAGUCUCGCUAG